AACAACUUGCCUCUAGUGCUACCGAUCCCUCACCGAGUGCCCGACUCUAGCAGCCAUGCACAAGUUUGUUAUCCUCCUUGCCUUCAUCUGCGUCGCCGCCGCGCAGAGGGGUGGCUUCAACCCGGCGCAGGAGAACUACCCGCCCAUCCCGUACUCCUUCAACUAUGCGAGCCAGGACGCCGAAGGCUCGCACACGCGUGAAGAGAACGGCGACGGCGCCGGCCGCGUCACGGGCCGCUACACCAUGACGCUGGCCGACGGCCGCACCCGUACCGUCAGCUACACGGCCGACGAGAACGGCUACCGCGCCGAGAUCGUCACCAACGAGCUGGGCACCGAGUCCAAGAACCCCGCCGACGUCAUCAUCCAGUCCAGCGCGCCGACCGGAGUCGAGGCCGCGCUCGCCGCCGAGGGCAGCCGCCCGCGCGCUCCCGCCGGGCCCAGGGCGGGCUGAGCUGCCCCCUUGAAGCAGGCUUCGCCUCGGAACACCUCCGCUUCCUGCGUGUGAUUCCGCGUUACGGCUACGGAAAGACCCGCGCCAGGCGAGCGUGCUAGGCGCGUUCCGGGCGCUCUGCCGGGCGUUGUAAAUUUUUCUUCCUUCUUCUCGGUCGCCCUCUCUCUCUCUCCUUCUAUCCUCCCGCGCUGUCCCGUCCGUUGUUCGUGUGUGUCACCUCGACGCCUUUCCUGUAGGGUGCCCCGUGUUGAUCGUGCUGUCGGGUUGGGUACGCUGUGUUGUUCUUUGUCCGCGUCGCUUUUACCGCCGCACUGCGAGUGAGAAAACCCCUUUUCUUGAACGCACCGUAUGCAUCGCUCUGGGUUUAAACUGACACUUCCUUCCUAGCGACGCUCAAGGACUUUCUAAUGCGGUGUGGGCGCCUUGCUUGCCUUGCUAUGGAAGCGGGUCGCCUGCAGUCGCUUGUCUAAGUUGUCACGUCACCCGAGGGUGCGCUACUGUUGUCAAGCGGGGUUCGCGAUUGGCAGCCUCCCUUCGCAGUCGCUCACAUACCUUCCGAUCACUUAUCCUUGCCCCCCUUCAUUAGCACGUGCCAAGGUGCGCCAUAUCACGCAUGCGCUCUGUGUCGCUCAUACGAGUGUUUGUCCCUCACGUCUCGUUUCACCACCUCAUUGCGGCCCGCACGAGGCCGCCGUCCUAUUCCUGUGUCUUUCACUGCAAUGGAUAAAAAAAAUAGUCUCAUGUCUCGAAUUGGGUUGCCUCUUUUGUUGUACAUGUUGAGCACAAUAAAGAGUGGUACUCAUGUUCCA
Messenger RNA from Dermacentor silvarum, 1263 nucleotides. RefSeq names its product cuticle protein 10.9. Gene Ontology annotation, molecular function: structural constituent of chitin-based larval cuticle. Gene Ontology annotation, cellular component: chitin-based extracellular matrix. The record is from RefSeq and is a predicted model, not a curated record. The transcript has 3 exons. The coding region runs from base 56 to 454 and encodes 132 amino acids. NCBI's taxonomy places the organism in Eukaryota, Metazoa, Arthropoda, Arachnida, Ixodida, Ixodidae.